AUGUAUAUGGAGCUUGUGGACUUCCUGCAACAGCGUGUGAGCCUGGUGGCAGAGGAGAGCCUUCGUGAUGCUACACACUUGGGCACACAUCUGGAGCAGGUCAGCUCAGAGCUGCAGUGUCUGCAGAGUUCUGAGGUGCAGCUGGAGAGCCUGGUGGAAGAGCUGCACGCUGAGGCCCGGCACAGAGCUACACUGAUAGAGAGCCUCCAGGCAGAGCUGCACAGUAAGACAGUGGAGUUGGAGGAGCAACAAAACAGCAACAAAACACAGGCUGAGGAGCUGAGAGAGUUACAUGACGCCUACCAGAGGAAGGUGAGAGAGCUCCAGCAGCAGGACCAGGGGAGCCUGAGGAAACUGCAGGAUACAGCAGAGCAGUUUGAGUGCCUUUGUCACCAGCAGCGCCACUGGAUGUGCUGUGUCAAAAGAUUCAAAGACUCCCUUACAGAGGAGAAGAAGGCUCUGGUGCAACAAGUCAGCACCCUGGAGAAGAGGGUGGCCGAGCUGAGGAUGAGUUCCCGGGGCAGCUGCCCCACAAAGGUGCGGGAUACAGACCGAGAACGCUUCGACAGAAUCCUCCCUUUGUGGGAUACAGAUGCGAUAGCUGGCCUGCAGUCCAAGAUGGAUAAGCUGGGAGGACAAUAUGAGGAGCUCUUCGGCCAGCUAAUGUCAGUGGAUAAGGCAAGGAGAGCUGUCGAUGGAUACCAAAAACCCCCUUGAGGUUUCGGGACAUGAGAUCCAACUCCUUCAUCCAGCCAGAAGAUGAAUGGUGGCUUGGUGGCAUACUUCCCAUUGUGGAAAAACCAUACAGUUCUAGAAAAACAUAUGUGCAAAAACCCCAUACAGUUCCCAUUGUUUGUCCACUACUGUUUACCUGUCUUGAAAGAAUGCACU
Molecule: messenger RNA, 891 nt
Organism: Lampris incognitus (smalleye Pacific opah)
Lineage: Eukaryota; Metazoa; Chordata; Actinopteri; Lampriformes; Lampridae
Product: myosin-10-like
Exons: 7
Coding region: 1-717 (238 amino acids)
Source: RefSeq, a predicted model, not a curated record